AUGAACCGUUUGGCGGGAGAUCUCGGUUCAUCGUGGCUCCUGGUGAACGUAGCCACGGUGUCCUACUUCCGCGUCCAAUACGACACGGACAACGUGGCCCUCCUGACGAGUCAGCUGCUAAAGAACCACACAGUCUUAAACAUGAACAGCAGGGCCAAAUUCCUCGACGACAUGGUGGCGCUGACAGUGAGGCGCAUGGUGUCCAUCGAUGCCCUGGUGGGACUGCUAACAUAUCUGCAGAAAGAGGAGAGCUGCGCGGUGUGGCAGCUGUACACGAGGUCCGCCCGUGAGGCCCUGGUCGAGUUUUCGGGUCGAACGGAGUACAGGCCUUUCUACCUGAGGAACCAGGAGAUCUGCAUGCUCGUACAACUGGAACCGACGGGCAGCCCGUGUCUGCAAGCGAUGCGCUGGAAAACUUGCUGCUUCUUCGACAUGUGCACGUUGCCUGCGCCUAUGGCGCGAAUCCGGCGCUAG
This is a messenger RNA of Rhipicephalus sanguineus (brown dog tick), 474 nucleotides long. Its product is annotated as thyrotropin-releasing hormone-degrading ectoenzyme-like. The record is from RefSeq and is a predicted model, not a curated record. Gene Ontology annotation, molecular function: peptide binding; zinc ion binding; metalloaminopeptidase activity. Gene Ontology annotation, cellular component: cytoplasm. The transcript has 3 exons. NCBI's taxonomy places the organism in Eukaryota, Metazoa, Arthropoda, Arachnida, Ixodida, Ixodidae. Bases 1 to 474 code for a protein of 157 amino acids. Gene Ontology annotation, biological process: peptide catabolic process; proteolysis.